AUGUCUUUUAUCAACAACAAUAGGGAAUUUCAUUUUGAUAGAGAUUCGAUAUAAUUUAAUCUUUUCAGCUGUAAUUAGCUUUCAUUAUGUAUGAAGUAUUUUGGAUUUACAUUUAUAAUAACAGGAUUAUAUAUUUUGAUAAGAACUAAAAUAUUCAUGAAUAAUAAUACUUAAUGGACAUUAAAAUAAAAAUAUUUAGUUUGUUUUGCAAGUGUUAUUAUUGCAUCAGGAUUUAUAUGUUUUUGUUUAUAUUUUGAUCAAAAAUGGUAUAGUAUUUGAAUAGAAUAGGCAUGAAGGAUUAAAUUACUUUACCAAGAUUCCUUUGUAUGUAAUUUUGGGUGUUUCAUUGAGUUCUUCAAUAUGUUAUUUGUCUAUAGACUUAAUAAAUUUAAUUUUUGGUUUGAGUUAGAAAGUCUAAUAUAGAACAAUAGUGGAAACUCCAAAUUAGAUUAUAUCUUUUAUGUUUAUAAGUUCAUUAAUUGGAUUCUUAUAAGGAUUAUUAUUUAGUUCUUUGGAUAUUGAAGUAUGUUAAAUAUAUAUUUCUAUAUAAAUAUUAGGAUGUAGAAAACAAAACAAUUUCAUUUCAAUUAAUUUUAUUUGAAGAAUUGCUAUUGAUUCCUUUUAUAUUGGUUUUAGGAAGUAUAGGAGGGUUUUUCAAUGAAUAUUUAAGAAUAAAGGGUAGCCAUUUAUAAUCUUAUACAUUUGAACCAAUCUAAGAUCCAUUUACAGAUGAAAUUUGA
This is a messenger RNA of Paramecium primaurelia, 740 nucleotides long. Lineage: Eukaryota; Ciliophora; Oligohymenophorea; Peniculida; Parameciidae. The record is from the annotation of a GenBank genome assembly.